UACAAUCAUCACAGCAGCUAGGUACAGGCUGAAGUCCACCAGAGGAACCAGAGAACCUGCCACAGGGUAGAAAGUUUUGAUUCAGAAUGUCAGGAGAUGAAAUCAAGCACGAGGUCUUCACAAUAACUGAGGCUGCAGAAGGGAGGAACACAAGCAAGAAGUGGUGCAUCUUCGAGAAGUAUGUCCAGCCCUGCCUGACCGAGCUGUUCGGGACCAGCCUGUUUGUGUUUGUCGGGUGUGCGUCUGUUAUUGGAAAUGUGGGGACAUUGGGCGUCAUCCAGCCCGCUGUGGCACACGGACUGGCUCUGGGGGUGCUGAUCAUGUUGUUUGGGCAAAUAAGUGGGGGGCACUUUAACCCUGCUGUGUCUCUGAUGGCGUUCCUGUGCGGAGGGAUGGAGCUUCCUCUGCUCGUGCCUUACAUCGUGGCUCAGAUGGUUGGAGGCAUGGCUGGUGCUGGUUUGACCAAGGCGAUAUACCCCACCGACAAGUAUGCUGCUUCCCUUGGAGGGGCCUUCAGCGUAGCCCCAAAUGCUCUGGCUGAAUCCUGCCUUGCAGAGGUCGUCAUGACGACAUUUCUUACCACUGUUGUGUGCAUGGGGGCCAUUAACGCAAAAACUCGCUCGCCGUGGGCCGCCUUCUGCAUCGGCCUCACUGUGACAGCCAACAUAUUUGCUGGAGCAACGAUAUCUGGAGCCUGUAUGAACCCUGCCCGAGCCUUUGGUCCUGCAGUGGCUGCCAACCACUGGAGCCAUCACUGGAUCUACUGGGUUGGACCCAUUUGUGGUGCUCUGGUCACUGUCAGCUUUAUCAGGUUGAUGUUCGGUGACCAGAAGACUCGACUUGUAUUGAAGUAAAUGUCUUAUUUAUUAAGGAAGAAAAGACAGAUUACCUCUCAGUUCAUAUGUUGAUACCAAUUGCAUUUUGUAUGUUCAUAAAUAUAUCAAUCAUUAGACUGUACAAUUUUUAUUUUCCAGAACAAAAAGUACAAAUAUAUUUUUCCAUGAAACCAGCUAGAUCUGAUGAUGUCCCCUUUUCUGCCUUGUUUGUAUUGUUUAAAGAUUCUUGUUUUGAUGUGAUAAAGCAUUGGGACCUACUCCUAACUAGGAAUUACUCUUGGAAAGUGUCUGGCAAGAUUUGAAAAUAAAUACACAAAAUUCACAAAAUG
Messenger RNA from Labrus mixtus (cuckoo wrasse), 1165 nucleotides. It is a transcript of the gene aqp8a.1, whose product is annotated as aquaporin 8a, tandem duplicate 1. Gene Ontology annotation, cellular component: plasma membrane. Gene Ontology annotation, molecular function: water channel activity. The transcript is spliced from 5 exons. The record is from RefSeq and is a predicted model, not a curated record. Lineage: Eukaryota; Metazoa; Chordata; Actinopteri; Labriformes; Labridae. Gene Ontology annotation, biological process: transmembrane transport. The coding region runs from base 87 to 854 and encodes 255 amino acids.